This is a messenger RNA of Passer montanus (Eurasian tree sparrow), 1061 nucleotides long. RefSeq names its product alpha-actinin-4-like. The coding region runs from base 84 to 1046 and encodes 320 amino acids. The transcript is spliced from 8 exons. Gene Ontology annotation, cellular component: plasma membrane; Z disc; cell projection. NCBI's taxonomy places the organism in Eukaryota, Metazoa, Chordata, Aves, Passeriformes, Passeridae. Gene Ontology annotation, molecular function: actin filament binding. Gene Ontology annotation, biological process: muscle cell development; actin cytoskeleton organization. The record is from RefSeq and is a predicted model, not a curated record.
CGCAGUCGGGGCGCGGGGGGGGGCCGAGUCGGGUCGGUGUCGCUGGCGCGUCCUCCGCCUGUCGCGACAUCAGGGCGGCGAUAAUGGUGGAUUACCACAGCGCGGGGCAGCCCCACCCGUACGGCGGGAACGGGCCCGGCCCCAAUGGCGACUACAUGGCCCAGGAGGACGACUGGGAUCGGGAUCUGCUCCUGGACCCCGCCUGGGAGAAGCAGCAGCGCAAGACGUUCACGGCCUGGUGCAACUCCCACCUGCGCAAGGCCGGCACGCAGAUCGAGAACAUCGACGAGGAUUUCCGGGACGGGCUCAAGCUGAUGCUGCUGCUCGAGGUCAUCUCAGGCGAGCGGCUCCCGAAGCCCGAGCGGGGCAAGAUGAGGGUGCACAAGAUCAACAACGUCAACAAGGCCCUGGACUUCAUCGCCAGCAAGGGCGUCAAGCUCGUCUCCAUCGGCGCUGAGGAGAUCGUGGACGGGAACGCCAAGAUGACGCUGGGCAUGAUCUGGACGAUCAUCCUGCGCUUCGCCAUCCAGGACAUCUCCGUGGAGGGUAACGCCACGGCAGCGGCUCUGGGACCGGGGGAUCCACGCGGGAUCUUCCCGUUUUCCCCCAGCUGGAAGGACGGGCUGGCCUUCAACGCCCUCAUCCACCGGCACCGCCCGGAGCUGAUCGAGUACGACAAGCUGCGGAAGGACGACCCCGUCACCAACCUCAACAACGCCUUCGAGGUGGCCGAGAAGUACCUGGACAUUCCCAAGAUGCUGGACGCCGAGGACAUCGUGAACACGGCGCGGCCGGACGAGAAGGCCAUCAUGACCUACGUGUCCAGCUUCUACCACGCCUUCUCCGGGGCCCAGAAGGUACCGGGGGCUUCCUCCCGGAUCCGCCCUUCCGGAAUCUUCCUCCCGGAUCCGCCCUUCUGGAAUUUUCCCCCCUGGAUCCCCCCCCUCACCUCUGGAAUUCUCUCUCCGCUCUGGCGCUCGCUUCUCUUCCAGCCGCGGCCGCUGUCGCUCGGGGGGGCUCCGGGACCACCCCCAGCUGGCUCAUGAGGGGUUAAAUCCGCC